Exophiala viscosa is the source of this 1527-nucleotide messenger RNA. Its product is annotated as 6-phosphogluconate dehydrogenase. The record is from RefSeq and is a predicted model, not a curated record. Gene Ontology annotation, biological process: pentose-phosphate shunt, oxidative branch; pentose-phosphate shunt. Bases 1 to 1527 code for a protein of 508 amino acids. Gene Ontology annotation, molecular function: phosphogluconate dehydrogenase (decarboxylating) activity; NADP binding. Lineage: Eukaryota; Fungi; Ascomycota; Eurotiomycetes; Chaetothyriales; Herpotrichiellaceae. The transcript has 3 exons. Gene Ontology annotation, cellular component: cytosol.
AUGGGCCAAGAUGGUGGACCCGAAUUCAAAAAGCUUGGCAUGUGUGGCACGGGAAGCAUGGGUGGAAUGAUGUCUCUCCUCUAUGCCGAGAAUGGUGUUGAUGUUUACUACUUCGAUCCCGAUGAGACGAAUGUUUCCAAAUUACAGGGCGAGGCCAAAGCAGUCGGCCUUGACAAGUCUAUCCACUCUCAGAAAGACUACAAGGAGAUGUGCAAGAGCCUGGAGUCUGAAAACGAACCCAAACUGUUUGUGUACAGCAUACCGCAUGGAGGACCCGGUGACGCUGUACUCAAAGAACUACGCCCGAACCUAAAAAAGGGCGACAUCAUCCUCGACUGCUCAAACGAGUACUGGAAAAAUACAGAACGACGACAAAAAGAACUCGACCCAGAUGGCAUCCACUACAUCGGCUGUGGUGUCAGCGGUGGCUACCAGAGCGCGAGAAGCGGGCCGUCCAUGUCCCCGGGCGGCGACGCAGAUACACUGAAGAAGAUACUGCCCUUCUUGGAAAGGGUCGCAGCAAAGGAUGGCAAAGGACGACCAUGUGUGACACCCAUAGGACCACACGGAAGCGGACACUACGUCAAGAUGCUUCACAAUGGCAUCGAGCAGGGCAUGAUGUCUUCGAUCGCCGAGAUCUGGUUCAUCAUGCACAAAUGUCUGGGUAUGGAGUUCGACCAGAUCGCCGACGUCUUUGAGUCAUGGAACAAGGAUGGGCCUUUGCACGACAACUUCCUCGUUUCGAUCGGAAUCGACAUCAACCGAACGAAGAAAGACGACGGAAGUUUCGUGCUUUCCGAGGUUCUCGACAAGGUCGUCCAAGACGCCGACAACUCGGAAGGGACCGGUAUCUGGACCUGCGAAGAAGCCAUCCGUCUGCAUGUCCCGGCUCCUACCAUCUUGUCUGCACACAUGUUCCGCCUCGGCUCCUCAGAUGCCGCAAGACGACUUGAAGUCAACAGAGUCUUCGACGGUGGCGUGGAGCCUCGCACAUUCAAGAUCGAGAUCGAAGAGUUGCAGCUCGCCCUCUACGCUGCCUUCCUGCUCGCCUUCAUCCAGGGUCUGCAAAUCAUCAAGGCAAUGGAUCGCCAGGAGGGCUGGAAGCUCGACUACCGCAAGAUUGUCCAGAUCUGGCGCGGCGGCUGCAUCAUCCAAUCGGACCACAUAUCCGACGUGCUGGACUCCAUGCUCGGACGUGAUGACCACAACGACGACAUCCUCCUCGCCAACCGUGAGAUCGCGAGUGAACUGUCGAAAGCUUACAAGCCGCUCAAGAACGUGGUGCUCAAGGCAAUCGAGGCCGACGCUUAUGUGCCUGCGCUCAGCGCCUCGCUCGAAUACUACAAGUACUCGAGCUCGACACUGCUGCCGACGCAGUUCAUGGAGGCGGAGCUUGAUUAUUUUGGCGAGCAUAUGUAUGAGAAGUGGAGCGAGUAUCCAGGCGAGCCCGCGAAGAAGGGCCCACAUCAUUACGAGUGGAAGCGUGCAACGGGAAAAGUGGAUAAGAAGAACGAGAACAAAUCGUGA